UGGUCGGUAUAUGCUUCUCGAAUGAGAGCGUACGACGAGGCCAUGGUUCGCGGCUGGAAAGAAGAGAUCGACACGCUGCUCGUUUUCGCUGGUCUUUUUUCUGCAAUAGUAACCGCAUUCAACAUCGAAGCGUACCAUCUGUUGCAGGAUGAUCCUACACAAGCGUCAAUGCAGGUUCUCCUGCAGAUCAGCCAGCAGCUUGCCUCGUUGCAGGCAACCGGAGCCAAUGCUACCACCCAGCCUCCGAGCUUCCAAACGAAUACGAACUUUCAGCCUUCAAGCCAAAGCGUCAGAAUCAACGCGUUGUGGUUCUCCAGUCUUGUCUUCUCUCUGUUCUCUGCCCUAGUUGCCAUCAUCGUCAAGCAGUGGACUCGCGAAUACAUGGCUGCGGUGUCGCUCUCGCCGCGAGAUAACGUCCGCCUACGCCAACAUCGGUUUGACUGCAUGGUCGCCUGGCACGUCCCGGAGAUCAUGGCUCUCCUUCCCCUCCUGCUGCAAAUCUCCCUCGUCCUCUUCUUCGUUGGGCUUAUCGACUUCCUCUUCUUGCUGCAGACCACCGUAGCAGCCAUCGUGACGGCCCUUAUCGCCGUUGCGUUAAUAUUCUACGCUGCGACCACCUUGACACCUGCUUUCGACAUCCGCUGCUCCUACAAGUCCCCCCAAUCCUGGCUCUUCGUCCGCAUCAAGCGGAAUCUUGUG
Trametes versicolor FP-101664 SS1 is the source of this 699-nucleotide messenger RNA. RefSeq lists its product as uncharacterized. The annotation marks the transcript as partial. The record is from RefSeq and is a predicted model, not a curated record. The transcript has 2 exons. Lineage: Eukaryota; Fungi; Basidiomycota; Agaricomycetes; Polyporales; Polyporaceae.